AUGCUAAUACUGCUGACAGUUUGUGCUCUGCUUACACGGGCUGAUCCUGCAUCCAGUGUGAGUAUUCCCAGUUCUCAAGCUUCGAGCAGCGCGUUUGUUCCAAUUCAUCGGUACUUGAGGAAGCACACGCGAGCAACUUUCGAUGGAGAUCACGUCGCCUUCGAAGACCGAACGAACGGUAUUAAGCUUCCAGCGAUGAUUAAAAACCUCAUCAAGUCGAGUGGGCAGACGCUAACAAAGCUUGCAACAACAUCGAAGUCCGACAAACAGGAAACCAUAGAAAAUCUUUUCCAGAGCCUCAAUGUUGGAGCGGUGGAGGGGAAGCUUUUUGAGAGCGCACCGUACCAAGCGUGGGCCAGCUCUGUAAGCAACAUCUACAAGAAGAAACCUGAACUGGGUCAAGAGACCAUGUUUAGAACACUGGUAGCUCACUAUGGUGAUGAAUCUCUGGCCAAGCUUUUAGCUCAAGCACGUCAAGACUCAACGACGAAAAUCAUUGCAGAACAGUUUGAAAACAUUCAGUUCAACAAAUGGAUCGUUCAGAGGAAAACGGCGGACGACAUCUACGGUCUUCUAAAGCUGGACGACGAAGUGGACAAUGUUUUUAUGAACCCAUCGAUAGGAACAUGGGUCUCCUACGUAAGUAGACUUGACACGGUGGACCCGUACAAAUGGCUGGCAGUGAAGCUGACGACGCGUUAUGGUGAAGAUGGAUUAGCUCGCAUGGUAACUGUAGCAAAAAGGCGUGGCAAUUAUCUUGACAAGCACACGGCUAAUCGUGUGGAGUUUGCACAGAUCAAGAGCUGGGUGAACGAUGGAAAGACGUUAGAUGACGUUUUCAUACUCCUGCGACUGGAUAGAGAAAAUGUCUUGAAUAAUCCAGCUUUAGACACGUGGAUAUUUUUCGCAAAGCGGCUGGACAAGGAAAACCCGUAUAUGUCAAUGUUUUCGGCGAUGAAGAAACGCUACGGUACCGAUGUUGCUCUUGAUUUUUGGAGAGUUGAGAAAAUAACUGCAGACCAGGCAUUUAACUAUCUCGGCCUUCGAAUAGGUGAUGAAUUGUUUAAAAAUCCACAUCUGAAUACCUGGGUGUCUUACGUCAACAAGCUCAACAAGUACGAAAGAUCCCCAGAUGAGUUCGCCGUUGUCUCAAUGUUAGAGGAGCGCUUCGGUGAUGGUAUGGAUCUUGCACGCAAGCUUUAUGCUGCUGAGAAAGUCGCUACGGUCACAGAAGAUACUAUUACCAGCUUGCGGACACUGCAGUUCAAGAAGUGGAGCGAAGCCGCCUGGGUGCCCAAUUACGUUGCACAAAUGCUAAGGAAACGGGACGACGUGAGCAACGGGAGUAUAAUGGGCGAGUACCUCAGUUUUUACGAUAAAUACUGGGAAAACUUUUUCAAGACUUGGUUGGUAAAGCGUCGAUAAGUCCGAACAGUCACCAAUUUUAAAGGACCGCAUUCGAGUCCAGGAAUUUCUUAGCAGAUCAUCAAUGCUGCCGAUUCUUUUGGUGCUCUCGAUAAAUCAAAACGACCAGUAGAUCCGACAGCUUCUACAAUCUCGUAGUUAUCACUGCCACCAAUCAAUAACUAGAUACUUAAGUACACAACAAUAAAACGUGUGUUCGUAAGUGCCACAAUUGCACUC
Molecule: messenger RNA, 1644 nt
Organism: Phytophthora nicotianae INRA-310
Lineage: Eukaryota; Oomycota; Peronosporomycetes; Peronosporales; Peronosporaceae
Exons: 1
Coding region: 1-1425 (474 amino acids)
Source: RefSeq, a predicted model, not a curated record